This is a messenger RNA of Amorphotheca resinae ATCC 22711, 1047 nucleotides long. RefSeq lists its product as hypothetical. Gene Ontology annotation, molecular function: RNA binding. The record is from RefSeq and is a predicted model, not a curated record. Bases 1 to 1047 code for a protein of 348 amino acids. Gene Ontology annotation, biological process: positive regulation of mRNA splicing, via spliceosome. Gene Ontology annotation, cellular component: nucleolus; U12-type spliceosomal complex. The transcript is spliced from 3 exons. Lineage: Eukaryota; Fungi; Ascomycota; Leotiomycetes; Helotiales; Amorphothecaceae.
AUGUCGGGCGCAAGGCAUUGGGAGCAGGACAAGGAAGCCACCGUCUAUAUAGGCAAUAUAGAUGAGCGAGUAACGGACAGCUUAAUUUGGGAGCUUAUGCUUCAAGCCGGUCGCAUCGUGAACGUCCAUCUGCCAAAGGACCGAGUAACUCAAACACAUCAGGGCUAUGGAUUCGUGGAGUUCAUCAGCGAGGAGGACGCAGAGUACGCCGCCCGGAUCAUGAACCAGGUGCGGUUAUAUGGAAAGCCUAUCCGUGUCAACAAGGCAUCAGCAGACAAGCAGAAGACGGUCGAGGUCGGCGCCGAGCUCUUCAUCGGCAACCUGGACCCCCUGGUCGAUGAGAAGACGCUCUACGAUACCUUCUCACGCUUCGGCUCCCUGAUCCAGGCGCCCAAGAUUGCGCGCGAUGAGUCUGGCCUCUCGAAGGGCUAUGGCUUCGUCUCCUACUCCAACUUCGAGGCCUCCGACGACGCUAUCGCCAACAUGAACGGACAGUACCUCAUGAAUAAGGACAUCAGCGUACAGUACGCCUACAAAAAGGACGGCAAGGGCGAGCGCCACGGCGACCAAGCCGAGCGCAUGCUCGCCAGCCAGGCCAAGAAACACAACGUCAUCCCUGAGGUCCCGCAGAUGCCCGCGCAGCUGCUCCUCAACGGCAGCGUGCCCGCUGCCCCCGCCGCCAUGAUGGACCCCAACACGCCCCAGAUGGCCGGUCCGCCUGUGAACCUACCGCCAGGCUUCGGCGGCCGCCCGAACGUCGGGUAUAAUGCAGUGCCUCCCCCACACCCGGGCAUGAAUGCGCCGCUGCCUCCCCCGCCUUCGGGCUUACCGCAACGCCCUCCCCCGUCGCAGGCUGGCUAUGGCGGGCCUCAAGAUUUCCAUCCCCCGGGCUUCGCCCCACCGCCAGGAUACCCGCCGAACGUCCCGAUGCCUCCUGGCUUUGGUGGCGGCCCGCCUGGUGGGCAGUUGCCGCCUGGCUUCGGGGGCAUGCCGCCUGGUUUUCCUCAGGGCCAGCCGCCGGGGCCUCCAGGUUAUGCUCGGAGGUGA